This is a messenger RNA of Cryptomeria japonica (Japanese cedar), 951 nucleotides long. Its product is annotated as BURP domain-containing protein 16-like. The transcript is spliced from 2 exons. The record is from RefSeq and is a predicted model, not a curated record. NCBI's taxonomy places the organism in Eukaryota, Viridiplantae, Streptophyta, Pinopsida, Cupressales, Cupressaceae. The coding region runs from base 1 to 951 and encodes 316 amino acids.
AUGGCUGGCAUUUGGCAGGUAUUUGGAGGUAGUGAUGAGUUGGUAUUAUCUGUGUGUAAAGAUGAACUCCCUGGGUUAAGCAUGCCCAGCAAACUGGCUCGCUUUAUGUCUCCCUUAAAGCAUGAUGAAGUUUCGUUGAUUGCAACUGAGUCCGUAGCAAAAGGUUUUCAGGCUAUUGUGGAGGACAAUAGUUUUUGCAAUAGAGCACGGUUGUUAUGUCAUAAAUCUCAGAUAGCAAAGAUAGAUGGGCGUGUAAAAUUUUAUUACAAGAGAGGAAAGUUACUAGACAUUGUCCAAGAUGGGUUGGUGACAGGUAACUGUGGAAAGACAGCAUUGCGAGAAGAGGUGGAGGGAAUGCAACUACAUAGUAAUGUUUUUCGAGUAAAGGAGAUCAAUACUGUCAGACAAAAGUUGUUGUUUCCCGACUUUCAUGACAGCCGUGUUGCUGGGAAUGUCUCAUUUCUCCCACACAAAAUUGCCCAAAAUGUCCCUUUCAAUAGCCAACAACUAAUGAGCUUAGUUGAGGCCUUACACAUUCUGCCCACUGGAUCAGACCGUCUCAUAAAACUAAUGGUUAUAGCUCUUGAGAUGUGUGAAGCACCUCCUUCAAGCAUAGAGACCAAAAGUUGUGUGAUUUCCUUGGAGUCCAUGGCAAAUUUUGUGUAUAGUGUGCUUGAUGGGUCUACCCACAAUGUUGGACUAGUGGACGACAUUGUUUCAACCACAAAACUCUCCAACGGUGUGGUUACUGUAAAGGGUGCAAAACUCAUCUCCCCCAGCUCCGUCAAGCAUGUGGCUUGUCACAAUCUGUUAUUUCAAUUCAGAGUUUAUUACUGUCACUAUGUGAAGAGUACUAAUAUGUAUUUGGUAUCAUUGAAGAAUGAGAAAAGUGGAGUUGAGCAGAGUGUGGUUGCUGAAUGUCAUAUGGAUACUAAACCUUAUCCUCCUUAG